AUGGACGAACUAACGAAAUUGUAUUCGCCGUCUGUUUGGGUCAAAGGAGGAGAUCCAGAAAAGGUAUGGGAAAAUGUCACUCGGACAUUGGUAACGCGAAUCGGACGUGUCGAGACCAUUUAAGCACCGUCAGAACUCUUAAGUGACCCCUAGAAUCGCUCAGAAUCGUCCGGUUUUCGCUAACGAAGUCUAAGUCAGUUGAAAGACAAGUUUGAUUCGUCUUCCAACUAUUUUUAUACUUCCAGAAUCAAAAAAUUGAAUUCCUUUUGGAACGUUAUCAGUAGAAUCAAGAACAAAAUGAUCUUUUGAACUUUCAGGUGCUCAACGAAUUCUACAGCGACACAAAAAACUCCUACGAUUCCGCGAAGGAAGGAAAAGUCCACGAAGAGGAUCUGCCUUACGGAGAUGGUUCAUAAGGAAAAAUCAAAAAAUCGUUUUUCUUUUUAGAAGAACGGCAGAAGUUCGAUACCUGGGGCGAAGUGAAAGAUAAGCUUCUGAUCAUUCUUCACGGCGGCUACUGGCAGGUGAGGGCACGGCGAUCCCUAAAAAAUUCAAAAAUUGAAGGAAGGAACCCGGAAAGAUUGCUUAUCUGUAGUUGCUCCAGCGCAUAUACAAGGGUUCGCAGUGGCCUCUCUAGGGUACGGCCUUUCUUCGGCCGAGCAUCCGCUCAGCUGCACUGUCGAUGACGUCAUCAGAGGGGUUGAGGUUUUUGCAAUUUUCAAAUUUCUUUUGACAAACUUUUUCCAGUUCCUGCUCAAAUCGUAUCCCCAAGUCGAAACUCUGGCCAUCGCAGGACAUUCUGCUGGAGCGCACUUGGCUUUUCACGGUUUUACGGCUCUUUUUUCCGAACCAACUCAAUUUCAGCAGCGACAAGGGUUCGGUCCGAAAAGAUCAAAGGGCUGAUUUUGAUCGCAGGCGUUUAUCAGUUAGACGAGCUAGUUCAUACGCAAAUCGGGAAGGCUAUCAGGUGGGAUUUUCUUGGUCUAUUCUAACUUCAGAAAAAAAGUUUAUGAAAUUGUGCUGAUCAUGUUUUUGUUCAACGGGCUAUGCUGAAUUUUUCCUAACUUCCGCCAAAGUUUGACAGAAGAAGAGGCUCGAAAGAACAACUGUGAUCAUCUUCUUCUACAAGGCCUGCCGCUCAAAACUACCAUCAUUUUGGGCCCAGACGAGUCCCCCAAACUCGUCGAGCAGAACAGAAACCUCGCAGAGGCUACGAAGGAAAUAGUUUUGAAGGUGAGUUGUCUUUCAAAAAGAAGUGAAGCGAGAGAACAGCGGUGGUACGAAGACGGCAGAGAAAGAUGGAUAAUGUGUUUCUCUGGCGUCUCUUCAAGCCGCAGCUGAUCUCUCGUUUCAACUAUUUUCCAUAACUUUUUUUUUCCAGGAUUACCCCGACGUCAACCACUUCACGGCUUUGACCAACCUAAACAAAAUCGACACUCUACAAUCUCAGGAUUUCCGCGAAUUCCUAAGUACUCUAUAA
Caenorhabditis auriculariae is the source of this 1480-nucleotide messenger RNA. The record is from the annotation of a GenBank genome assembly. Lineage: Eukaryota; Metazoa; Nematoda; Chromadorea; Rhabditida; Rhabditidae.